UAAAGAGCAGCGAACGAGCAAGAGUGAAAAAUAUAUUUCGGAAAAGAAUUGUGAUAUUUUUACCGUAAAAGUCCUUCCAAAUCCGAUUAAACGCAGUUAUACGGAUGAAGAAACGAAAAGUGCUUUUGGUAGCGUGUUGAUAAUUCAGAUACUAAUAUAAAACUGCCUUAUAUCUGCGUCCCGUCUGUGAAGUGGAUUAUGGCCUUAGCAGCCAGAAAGACACCAACGAAAAUUUAUGAUAUUCAGGCACACGAUAGUAAGGUUACAUGUUUGGACAUCGGAGAAACUGGGCGGGUGUUGGUCACUGGAGGUCAGGAUCGAAAUGUAAACUUAUGGACCUUUGGUAGCAAGGAUUGUUUUAUGUCUCUCGCUGGUCACAAUGCCCCUGUCGAUUGUGUCAAGUUUGCCUAUUCGGACGACCAGGUCUAUUCGGCCGAUGACACGGGAGUCAUCAAACGCUGGGAUCUCCAAUCGGGCUCCGAAUAUGCCACCUUUUUCGGACACAUGAAAACGGUCCGCACACUCGAUUACCACCCGUACAGCGAAUACGUGGUAUCGGGCAGUCAUGACACUUCGAUACGGCUGUGGGAUGUACGGCAGAGUCUCUGUAUCAAGCGGUACCGGGGGCACAUUUCGCACGUCAAUUCGGUAAAGUUUUCGCCGGACGGACUGUGGAUCGCUUCAGCUGGCACUGAGGGUAGUGUAAUUAUAUGGGAUAUACGAAUGAGCAAACAGUUUAUGGAAUUUACCGAACGAGAAUCGCCGGCGAUCUGCGUUCAGUAUCACCCGUCCGAUCUGCUGAUGGCAGCCGGGAGAAAUGAUGGAAGUGUCGAUUUGUACGAUUUAGAGAAGAAACAGUUGAUUUCGAGGGCUGACAAGACUCACUCGAAGGGCCAUACGGUGAAGUGUAUUGCGUUCGACGAAGGUGGUUCGUGUUUGUUCGUCGGUACCGCUGCGGGUAUUUCCGUGGUUGGCUGGGAGCCAGAUCAGGAGUAUGACCAUUUGGAUUCAACUUGGACUUUGUUGGGCGAUAUGAUAACGGCUGGCAAAAAGCUAAUUUGCGGAACAUACGAAAAUCGGAACGUUUCGAUUCAUGCGUUGAAUCUGACCCAGGUGAAACCAUUUUUCAAUCCUCAGAACCAGCCAUUCAAUCAUCAUCAAAGCUCAAGGAAAAGUUUUAGUCGUGGCAGUGGAAAAGUUCGAUUGUCGGUUGGUGAGCGUUCCAUUCCCGGAGAUGCAAUGGAGGACUGCACAAAUGGAGGAAUGUCUCCAAAUCUUAGUAUUGAGAUGAUUGACGAAGAAGAUGCGACAGCCGUGACCGAACAGAAAGGUUUCGAUUUUAGCCGCCGGAAUGGUAGUGGCACCGGAAGUUAUGAAUCUUUCACGCCGCCAGCGCCUGCUGUACCACCGGUAGCGAUCGUAACUCCACCUUCUGGCGCAUUGUCGAAUAGUAACUAUCUGGUCAAGGAAGAGAUGAAAAUGUACAAUAUUACAACACCGACAGGCUAUUCUAGCGAUCUGGAUUACUAUCCGUGCAAAAACAAUUCUUCCGAUGCCGAGAAGGAAGACUUUCCUGUGACAAAUGCUCAACCUCCUGAUUAUGCUCCAAAAUUGACUAGCAUUAGUACGACCAGUACCACCAGCAGCACCACUUCAUUGUCGAAAACUACUCUCGUAAGACAGAAAACCGAAACAAGCAACAACAUCAACAACAACAACGUACAGCAACGACGUCCUUCUCAACCAAAUAUAUCAUUCGCCAGAAACGCGACCAACAGUAAUUUAACCAGGCGAAUAUCAACCUCCAGAAGUACGCUCGAAUUGAACAAACUAUCACAAGAAGAACAGGUUACCUUCAAGAAGCCUAUUAGUCGCGGAAGUUCUCCUAUCAGAAACAAUACUGCGCUGAGUAGUAAAAUACGCAAGAGCGAAAGUUCGGUACAAAUCACCAACGUUAAAAACGGCACUAACCGGCACAGCAUUGCCCACAACGCCAACGUCAAGGUGGAGAUUUUAACAAAACCGAUGCGAUCGAAAACUUCACUGGAUAUGCGUCAACGGAACAACAAUGCCGAUGGUAACAUCAGCAGUGCCACGAUGAACCGCGCUGGUAUUAUCCAUCAAAAUAAUGGCAACACGAUGAUGGGUACUGUGGGUGGUGGUCACAGUUUGACUCACAUCGGCAUUGCCGAUAACGGUGGUGGUAGCAGCUUGGAACGGGACUCGAUAAUGAUGCCUCCUCCGCCUUUGAUUCCACCGGUCGGUCAUCAUCAUCAUCACUUCUCACAUAUUCGAUAUUCACACGAUGCCACUAACUUCAGCGGUAGUAGCAGCGUUGGUGGCGGGGCCAUGAGCACAACCGAGGAAUACGAGAUUCAGCUGCUGAUAAAUGAACACGACAGUAUAUUUCACGCUCUCUGUAAUCGCGCAGCACUGCUAGGAAGCAUUCGGAAAUACACGGAAAAAGGAGAAGUUAGCACGGCGCUUAAGGUAGCAAUCCGUAUGAACGAUCCGCACGUUCUCGUCGAUUUGCUCGGCGCGAUACUGGAAAAAUCUUCACAAUUCACGCUUGACAUGUGCGUGCUGCUGUUGCCAAAAAUCUACGAUCUGCUUCAGAGUGAAUACAAAUUCCAUUGUACCCGAGCUUGCGAUGCAUUGCGCAUUAUUUUGACCACGUUUCUGACGGUGAUUCGCGAAAACACAAACCCGUGGAGCGCCAUCGGAGUGGACGUCAGUCGGGAGGAACGCGUUAGCAAAUGUGUGGAGUGCAAAACGUGGCUUCUGAGGAUACGAACCCUACCGGAAAAUCCAAAGAUCGGGACAAAUCUGCAACAGCUGCAAAAUAUGAUGGUAGAUCUGUGAGGUGAGCGAAGAGUUUGUUUUUUUUUUGUAAUUUUACUUUAUGCAAAUUCGAUAGUUAGUCCGAUUGUGUUCGACUCCCGGAAUAGUUUCCAACUUCAAUAAUGUUGACAGUUGAGUAAAGCACAUUAAAAUUGUACGCUGUGCACCUAACCAUCAGUGCACUGCUAAAUAAAAUUAAUUGUUAACAGUACUAAUUUAUUGAACAGCACAGCGAGCGAAAGUGUAUAAUUGAAGAUUUUAACUUUUUUUUUUGAUUUUAUCUUAGAAAUAGCAGACAUGAUAAUUUUAUUUUGAAACUAGCGCAUUGAUGCGAAAAUACACAUUUACUUCGAUGCAGAUUAUUAAUAAGACUGAGCUUUUUAACAGAAGAUAAAACCACAAAAAUACCCUAAUUAUGAUAAAAGUACGAAAGUAAAGUAUAUUUCACCGUAUGACCUAAAAGCUAAAUCAUUUUAAUGGCAAAAGUCGUGUAGAGCACGUAAAAUUCAGCGAACAGUCGGAAAAAAGCAUGAACGAAAAACAAUUAAUUAAAACACAAACUGCAUAAUUCUAGGGCUCAAUUCCAAAUUUUUUAGCGAACGGCAUUGGAUACUAAAAAAAUUAAAAAUAACGAGAAAGGUGAUUUACUUAGUGCUUAAAAGGCUAAACAUAAAAAUGUGAUUAACCAUCAUCUUCCUUUUGUGUUGGUUCUCCGUAGCUCUUGGUUUGUUAAAAUAGUCGACCGUCAACGGUCAGACGGUAACGGAAAAUUUUACUAACAAAUAAUUUAAAUGCAUUUACAGUAACAAUAAAAUCACCCUAAACUAGCAGAGGUAUGAAUAGCAGAGGACUGCCCUUUCCAAUUUCCAAUCAGUAUCCUUUAUUUCGAAUCACGAUCUUUUUGUCCAGUAUUAUAACUUUUACCUUUCACAACCUCAAUCGAAAUUGUAAAAUUCACAUCAUCAUUAUCGUUUCGUACUAUCAUUGAACCAUUGUUUGUUUCUAAAACAUUUUCGAUCAAUCACUAAUUAAUGGAUAUGCUGUGCCUAGAAAUAGUAGACGGACUACGGAGAGUGAACAGAAAUCGUUAAUUUAUCCUUGUUAUAUACGUUAUACGUGGGCAUCUCCCACCAGGUGAAUGACCUUGAGGUCAAAACCUCUAGAAUCGAAACAAAAUUGAAAUAAUUUUGAGGGAAGAAGUAAUGAGGUGUUUUGGCAUUUUCGAAUCGCGACUGAUAAUUUUGAGUAAGUGAAUGUGGAGUCGAAGCCGUGAGUUAUCGGUAGCUCCCGUAUAUCAGUGCGCCAUCUACUAUAGAUAGUGUUAACUUUGUUGGAAAAGUGGGGAGAUGUAGAUUUAGAUGUUUCUGCACAUUCUGAUCACCCAUUACAGAGUUAUGGAAAACUAGCCAAGAUUAUGGCCUAUCUUCGAAUAAGUUAGUGACUGCAAAAAGAUCAUGUUAGUUCCGAUGCAGAAAAUUGGGCGGAUUUAGUAUCGAGCCUGUAGGAGAAGAUUAUUCUUAGCCACAGUUGAAACAUCGUCGAGGAAUAGAAGGAAAUUUCUGAGCAAGAUAUAACAGAUUCCAGAUUACACUCAGGCUCGUCCACACAACACGGACUGGAACCUCGGGUGGUCUACCUCGGGCCCUAAGGGAUUCCAGAAGCUCCGGCCUGGCGCCGCGAUACUCUACGCACGACCGCACGACAUGCUCGAUGUCCUGAUAACCGUUGCCGCAGGUGCAGAGACCGUUCUCCGCUAAUCUAACACGCCGGAGAUGUGUGUUGAAAGUGUAGUGAUUUGACAUGAGCCGUGACAUACAAAUAAAAUCGCGUACUCACGUUUAUCCCCAUGAACCAAGGUCUCGUUGGUACCCUAGGGAUGAUGGAGUGUAGCCAUAUUCAGAGUUCGCCAUUGCUCCAUGAAAUUUUCCAACUUUCGAGUGUUUUCUGCAGAGGGAUACUGAAAAAUUUAUUGAAGCAGAUUGGUCUUUCAUAAAUAUCACCUAAUGCGCCUACUUUAGCGAAUGAGUCUACCUUUUCAUUGCCCGGAAUGGAACAAUGCGAAGGGACCCAGGCUAACGACAUUGAAUAAGAGCUACCAGAUAAAGCUCUAAAAUGUUCCCAUAUUUUCCCCAGGAAAUAUCGGGGAUACUUUCCUGGUUUCAUCGCCCGGAGAGCCUCUAUUGACUUUAGAAGAUUUUAAUGAUCUCAAGUGUGUACUGAAUAACAGUUAAUUCUGCGACGUAAACUGAAGCCGGAUCAUUGAGUUUGUACGAAGUAGCGAUGUUCUGAUUGAAGAUACUGAAGCCUGGUGGACUCGUUGAUGUUAGAUCCGUCAGUGUAAACCUCGUUUCACAGUCGACUGCUCUAAACUUAUUGUAAACAUAUUAGGGGUCACUUGAGGACGUAUGUGAUCCGGAGUUCCACGAAUCCCUUCUCUCAUGGAUGUGUCGAAAAACACAGUAGAAUCAGAAGUAUCCAGAAAAUGAGCACAGGAACAAACGUAGAAGGAUUGACGUUGAACCAUGUAAUCAAAAUACAAGGACAUAAAACGGGUCUGAGAAUUGAGCUCGACAAAUCUUUCGAAGUUUUCAAUCACUAUCGGAUUCAAGAUAUCGCAUCGGAUUAGCAAUCGAUAUGAUAGAUCCCAGAAUCGAUUUUUCAAUUGUAAGACGCCCGCGAGCACUUCGAGACUCAUCGUAUGAGUUGACUGCAUGCAACCUAAGGCAAUACGCAAACAACGAUAUUGAAUUAUUUCCAGUUUAAUGAAAUGGGUGUUCGCGGCGGAUUGGAAGCAGAAGCGGACAAUAUCGUUGUUUGCUACAACCUGAUCCGGUCUCUCGUGAGCGGGCACCCCACCAUAAUCCGCUUAUUGUACGAAGAAAGUUAAUUCUCUGUUGUCAUGUUUGUUUCAGAUAACUAAUAUGAUAUCCCCAGGUGCCUUUGGAUUUGAACUAGACCCUGAGACAUUUGAAUGUGAAGACCUGAGAUAUGAUUUCACCCCUCAGAUGAAGUUGUGCUGGUUCUCGCUUCCUUGAAAAUACAACCAGCUCAGUUUUCUGCGUGGAGAACUCAAUACCUAUUUGAAGAGCCCAUGUGGAUAAGUUGUCGAGGGUAUCUUGUAAUGGUCCUUGGUGAUCUACCACUAUGGGUCCUAUAAUGGACACAACGCUGUCGUGGGCAAGUUGUCUGAUCGUGCAAGAUGUGUCGAUACAUUCAUCAAUGUUGUUUAUGUAGAAGUUCUAAAAAUUGGGGCUAAAGCAUGAGUCCUGAGGCAGCCCCGGGGCUUUAUUGUUACACGACAAGAGCGCAAGUGUGAACUCUGCCAUCGAAAACGGUGUUUCGUUCCUGGUUGAUGACGCAACGCGGGUGAUAUUCUGUUCCGGAAUAGAGUUAGGACAUAUUUUUUAGCGAAAUCCAGCGGUUGGAAUACGCCUCCUUUUUCGUGUGUGGUGUUUUGGUUGUGCAUUCGUCGGGCUGUGUUCCAAAGGGUGCUCAUCGAUGUUUCUUUUGUUAAUCCGUUAACAAACCGUCGAGGUCGAACAAAUGGAUAAAUCCAGCGCACUUGGUUUCGCUGGUGGUGCAGGAAUCUGUGUCAUUUCUCCCGUAUUCAUAAUAGUCAUAUUGAAGUGGCCGCAAAGAUCGUAGUUGAUCUGUUAUCAUCGUGAAAAGAGCCCCAUCCCGUACCGUGAGAGUUAAAGUGGUACCCAAUCGAGGCUCUUCGGGGGAAUGUAGAUGGAAGCAAUGCAAAGGUCCUUGCCUUUCAUUGUGACGUGACAUGCGACAACUUUAAUACCUGGUAUCGAGGGAGGCUAAUACGGCUAAAAGUACUCUUCCGCAGGGAUCGAUCGAUGAAUAGCGUAAUGUUGAAAUCGUGAAAGUUUAGUGAUACAUUGGAAGUUACCCAGUUUCGUACAAUGCAAAUGCGUCACAUUUCAGAUUGUGUACUAGAAAUUUGAACGGUUCUAUUUUUGGGAUGAUACUUCUACAAUUCCGCUAUAAAACAGUGAUUGAAUCCGUAAACUGGGUCGAUGACUUAUCCAUCGAAGGAUACGAUCGCUGAAAGAAAGGGCAAUUUUGCAGUCAACUGCUUCGAAAAUGUUUCAACUGUAGGAAUGAGAGCCAUUAAUAGGCUUUUUAGAGGUUCAGAAAUAUUGAAAGUGGUAAAAAUCCCGUUCUCAAUAUCAGAGAAUUUUACGAGUUCCAUUGGGAAAUUUUCUGAUUGAUCUACAGGGACUUUCGGAGGAUCUAAAGUCCCAUAAAAGGGUGGAAAUUCUUGCUCAGAAUUUAAUAUUCCAAGACCUGGAGCUUCUUUUCUUCGGUUUUUUGGAACUACUUCUAGAUGUUUUAAAUUUUUUGGAUCCCAUCUGAAGACACCUUCGAACCCUUACUAGGGAGCUUGUGAGAGGAUACAUUUUCCCUCUUCCUGGUCAGUUGACAAGCAAGCGUAAGGAUUUUCGGUAGGUAAUGUAGCACUUGCUUGAGAGAAUGCUCCAUCUUAUCCAUGCGCAGUUUGUACGCGGAACAAUCAGAGAGUUCAUGCAGUCCCUCCUGGCAGUAGAGACACUUUUCAAUGUCUCCACCGCAGUAGUUGUCCACAGGACUCCCUCUACACUUGAUACAACGGGAUUUUUUGCAACAAUGGGAUGCUGUUAGUCCCAAUUGUAUGCAAUUGGUCCUGUUCAUUACCCGCUUGCAAUCCAAUAUCUUGAAACUUUUGAGUAAUGUUUUUUUUAAACCGUCUACCUCAUGCUCAAGAACGUCCACGCAAGUCAGACUCGGAGCGGUGAUCACGCCGUCUAUCUCGACUUCGCGUGCUGGUACGUAUACACGAUACUCCUGCGUGAAGAGCUCACUGUUUGCACUGGUGAAUAAGACCCUAAUUUUUGUACUGUAUUAUAUCCCGAGGUCAGGUCUUUAGAUAGUCUAAGGAGAUUUAUUUUUUUUCCAUUGGCUUUCGUACGGAUGUAAAUCGCAUACGGUCCGAUCUUUCAUUCAAAGUAAAACCUCUUUGUAUUUACGUUACCGCUUGUAUAGCACAGUCCAUUCAUAGAUUCAUUUAAUAAUUUGCUGAUUUGUUGACUGUUAUUUUUUUCGAGUACAGUCCUAAUAUAAGAUUCGUAAAUGGAGGUUUAAGUGUAAUCAGUCUAACUGUAGCAGUACAAUGUUGAAAGUUGCGUUGAUAUCAUCACUACCAAGCAUGCAUGCACGAGGCAUUUCAGGUGGAUUACUUAUGCCAGUUUGUUGAAAACAGCAAAGUUCGAACUCAGUAACUAUCCGUCAUAGAAGUAAGCUUUUUGUAAUUUUGAUUCUUGAAACAAAGAUAACGUGAAAUACUGGGAAUUCAAAGCGAGUUCGAUUGUCAUGGGUAAUGUCAUUAAAAUCCCAUACAGGUCGGGUUCCAAACUGCCAACAUUUGUUCUAUGAGACAUGCAACUUUGCUCCGGAACAACAAAUCGAAGCCGUAUUGUAUCGAAAAUAGGGAUUUUAACACCUCGCAACAAAAAUCCUAAACAGCGUAAUCAUUAAUCAGUUUUUGUUGAAUCAUUCUACUUAGAAAUUCGCAAUAUUGAUGUAAAUCUAGCAAACCAACAUGCUUCUCUUCCUAACCGCAAGUCGUAUAAAACCAAUUCGUUCAAAUUGUUCAUACAUACAAGUACUAGAAUACUGACCUGUGAAUGAGAAAAAAAAACACAAACACAGAAGGUAAUGUUUACUACCAAUAUCGUAUAUAAUUUUUGUAAGCUUCGUUGAUCCUUAGUCCAUUCCGCCAUCAAAUGAAAAAGUAAUUUUACAUGACAGUAGUUAAGUGGAUUAAGUUUUUGUUUAUGCACAAAGAAUAACUGAUAAUUUACUCUUAUACACAUAGUGGUUUGCCGUACAAUAGUUGCGUUGUCCGAACAUCACAAUUGUAUUGUAUUCAACCGUUUCCUAUUUCAUUUAAAAAGACAUCAAUUUUGUGUAACUAUGUGCAAUGUAUGAGUAAAUUAUACAGUUCAAAAUAUGUGCAAUACACAGAAUGAAUAUUUCUCAAAUUUGACAAUAUUGGCUUUUGAUAAUCAACACACAUAUGUAUCUAUAGUACAUUAGUAAUUUUUGAUACCGACUUGAGAAAUAUUUGUAGAUGCAACAGCUUUUACUAGUACUGUCCGCAAAAAAAAAAACAAAACAAAACCUGUACAUAUAAGCAUCACCACAUCCGAAUAAUUUCAUUGAAUCACCCAAUGCAUUAUUAACAUACUACAACACCGCGAAAGCGGAGCAGUGAUCCUCACUCCAAAGUAAUUUAUAAACGAAAAACUAACAUCAAUAUAAUAACAUAAUCCAGCAUAAUCUAAAGUAUCGGAAAAAAGUGCCUUGAGAUGAAAAUUCAAUUGACAACAAACAUCCAUACAGCAACUAUAACUACAACAACAACGAUAGGUUAGCACAGAUAAAAUAAUGAAGCAACUAAUGAAAGACAAGCGAAAGUCUAGUGAGAUAGGUGAGAAAAGUGAAUGAAUGGAUAGACUUCGUGCAACGAGAAAAAAAAAGAAAAGUAAAUCAUAUACAAACUAACCGCAAUUGGAGGGUUUACUAAAAGUACUAAAAUUGUGUUAGCUGCUGUUGAAUGAAUAUCUGUUGGACAGCAGCAGACGGGAUACGGAUGGGAUGUCUCAUGUCUCGUCAUAACUGUUACUUUAUAUAAAGUGAAGUGGAAGUGAUGAUAAUAUUAUUUCCUAUUGUACACACUAAAAUCGAUUAAAAGAAUUAAAAAAGUUCUAGAAAAUUA
Malaya genurostris is the source of this 9610-nucleotide messenger RNA. It is a transcript of the gene kat80, whose product is annotated as katanin p80 WD40 repeat-containing subunit B1. Gene Ontology annotation, molecular function: microtubule binding. The record is from RefSeq and is a predicted model, not a curated record. The transcript is spliced from 6 exons. Gene Ontology annotation, cellular component: katanin complex. Bases 199 to 2862 code for a protein of 887 amino acids. Gene Ontology annotation, biological process: microtubule depolymerization; microtubule severing. Lineage: Eukaryota; Metazoa; Arthropoda; Insecta; Diptera; Culicidae.